This is a messenger RNA of Oryzias latipes (Japanese medaka), 3067 nucleotides long. Lineage: Eukaryota; Metazoa; Chordata; Actinopteri; Beloniformes; Adrianichthyidae. The record is from RefSeq and is a predicted model, not a curated record.
GGAAGAGGAGGCUGAGAGGAGAGGCAGCAAGAGGGCAUCAAGGGCUGAAAAAAAGGAAGAGAAGACAAGCCAUAAGAUGGAGAUCUCCAGUCUGGACAUAUGAACAUAGAGAGCAGCUUUAAGUUGGGGUUAGAACAUAAUGUGUGUAUUGAGAGCACCUGUAAAGGAGGGAAUUAUUUUUUACACGAAGCAGGAUGGUCAAUACGGAAAGAAAGGCGUCUACUAGUUUAUCAACGGAUUUAUGAGUGAGGGCCAUCUGUUUUACCUGAGCUAAUGUUUCUCUUGAACACCAUGGUUGGUCCUGAGUGCAGAGAGAAAACUCCCAUGCCUCCAAACUUGACCGUUCGAGUGGCUGAUAACAAAGAGAGCUCUCAUAGGUAAUCAUUGACUCUCCUGGACCAUGACUGGCAAGCAAGGGAGGCAGUGGAGAUCCAUGGGCAAAGGCCUUGUGCUGGGUACACUCCUCACCAGCUUUAUGAUCCUGGUUUAUUGUUUUUCCUCCCAGCAGAUUCCUCUCGAUUCACCUGAGGUCCCAGUACCGCACUCCUGUGCCCACCGUCCAUCCCACCUGAAACACACUACCAACAGUUCACAGAAAGUCAGUGGUCAGUCCUGUCUUCCUAAAAUGGACAUAAUGUUCCUGAAGACUCACAAAACAGCCAGCAGCACCUUCCUCAACAUACUUUUUCGCUUCGGAGAGAAACACAGACUCAAAUUUGCUUUCCCAGACAGCAGGAAUGACUUCUUUUAUCCAAACUUAUUUCAGCGCAAGCAGGUUAAAGAUUACAGGCCUGGAAUGUGUUUCAACAUGAUCUGUAAUCACAUGAGGUUCAACACACCUGAAUUAGCAAAGCUGCUGCCCGCAGAUACAACUUACAUCACAAUCCUGCGAGACCCAGCAGAGCUUUUUGAAUCAUCCUUUCACUAUUUUGGCCGGUUGGUGCCUUUUACCUGGAAGAUACAAGGAGAAGACAAGCUGACAGAGUUCCUUCUUGACCCCCAGAGCUAUUUCGACGCGGAAAGCUACAACUCCCAUUACCUCAAGAAUCUGUUGUUUUUUGACUUUGGCCAGGACAACACUUUGGACCCGGGUGAUCCACGGGUUGAUGAAGGAAUCAAGUCAAUCUCUGAUCGUUUUCACCUCGUCAUGCUGGUGGAGUACUUCGAGGAAUCACUGCUCCUGCUCAAAGACGCACUCUGCUGGGAGAUGGAUGACCUUCUCUUCUUUAAGCUCAACGUCCGCAUGGGAUCCACGGUGUCUAAACUCACUGCAGAGCUGAGAGCCAAAGCCCUUGAAUGGAAUGCCAUUGACUGGAAGCUCUACCAGCAUUUCAACCAAACAUUUUGGAAGAAAGUAGAUGCAUAUGGGCGACAGCGCAUGGCCAAUGAUGUUGCGGAGCUCAAAAAAAGAAACAAGAGAAUGGCAUCCAUAUGCAUUGAGGGGGGACAUGCGGUAGAAGCAGGCAGCAUCCAAGAGACAGACAUGCAGCCCUGGCAGCCAAUUGGAUCGAACUCUAUAAUGGGGUACAACCUAAAGAAGAACGUGGACAAAGCACAUUUGAAGCUUUGCCGCAAGAUGUUGAUGCCAGAGAUUCAGUAUUUAUCAGAACUUGGGGUUAACCUGUGGAUCACCAAGCUGUGGGGUUAUGUGAGAGAUAUCAUUAACUGGUAACAGAGCAUGCAAGCGGGUGGGAUUGCUGUAAAUAUCGUAAUAUUAUAUAAUGUUAAACACUUCUAUCACAACUCUAGCCUCCUGAAGUUAGAAUAUGUAUAGUUUUACUUGUGUGUGUUACAUAUGAAUGCAAGCUGUAAAGUCUGCCUAGUAUUGAUUCUUGCUCGUGGGCCAAAAAGUGAAAGGUUUCUACUGACGUUCUAACAGAGCAGCUGAGUAAGCUAUGAUGUUAUCAUUUCAUUUAAUAGGUUCCUCAUAGGUUCCUGCAAGUAACUGUAACCACUGCCAGAUCUGAAGGUUGUUCCAAGGUUUGAACAUAACUUUAUUACGAUCGUAAACAGCGCAAAUAAUUAGAAUCCCAGCUGAUUCUGGAUAAAGCAAUAAAAUAAGAUAUACAAAUAUUUAAUGGGAGUAUUACACCAAAAGUUUUUUUUAAAAACAGCAAAACUGACCAAAUGUAGGAGCAUGCAUCAGUUAUGAAAAUAUAAAAAUCUUUUUUUAGUUAAUGAAACAAGUCAAGCUAAAACCACAAGCCUAUUCAAAAAUACUAUUAGAUGAUAAAACAUUAAUAAUUACCAAGAUUAAUUAUGCUUAUUUCCCUGUUGAAUAUUUCAAAACUAAAUAGUUUACAUUAUAUCAAUUAUUUACAGAAUUAAUGCAAAUAUGAGAAAAUAUAGACAAAUAUGCAAUCAAGCAUAAAGCAAUUUUCCCUUUUCUUUAUUCUAGUCUUCCUCUUUGUUAGCUUUAUGCAAUAACAGCCUAACAGAUAUUUUUGUUGACUAAAACAAUUGUGAUGUCAUUAAUGUAACAAGCCAAAAGAAAUGUAUAAAAAUUAAAAAAUGUAUAUUUUUUUAAGUAAACUUUUGAGGUUUUGUAUCAGCACUGGCUAGCAGUGUUAAACACCAACUUUAAGAAUGUACAUAGACCUGUUGCAAACUCGUACCUCAAAGAAAUAUGAGUUAACACAUUUUUUUUAAUAAAUCGUUUAUUUUAACUACCCAGUAGUGCUUUUACUAAUCAAUCGUGUAUUGCAAAUGUCUUUGUGUUAAAACACACAUUUGAAAAGCUAAAAAGGACCUUCCUUUUUUCCUCUAGUUGCAACUGUUUUCAUGUGUACACUUUGCAACAGAAAUUGCACUAGAUAUUGCACAUGAAUGUAGAUUACCGACAUCCUUUGAACGUGAUGAAAAAUAUUUCUCCCUGACAUUGCAAACAGAUUAAAUCACCAGCUAUUUGACUGGCAAUCAAUAUGUUUGAACACUGCUCUGUUAAAACAAAUGUGUGAUAGACAUAAUAAAGUAACAGAAACAGUAUUUAUUUUGUUGAGUAGCGUGAAAAUUCUGCAGAUGUGAAUUGUAAUUUGCCAUUAUCAAAAUUAAAAAAAUUAAAAAACAA